GCCAACUUCUUUUGGCUUGGGCCAAGGUGCUUGGACCCACAAAGCAAGGAGUACCACGAGCUUUACAAAUAACACAGACACCGGGUGGAGCCACAACUUUCUGAGCUCAGAAACUCUGCACAGAUCUACGCAGCGUUUCCAUGAAGACCCCGCCAGGCUCGCACAAGCUGCAGAAGGCCAGCUGCGAGCGUGAGCUACGUGCUGCACGCCAGGUUCCAGGAACACGGCUGGGUCUCGCUGGCCCAGGGCUCUGGGACACUGCGGCCGCCUUCCAGCACGCUCUGGUCACAUCCAGCCCCGCGGUGAUCACGUUCCAGGGACAGGGGCUCGUGCCCCAGCUGCGCAGUGGUUGGCCGGGGCAUCCAGCCUCUGAUUCGUCCGAGGGACCGGCUCACGUGAUCGGGCUCUGAUAAGUUGCCUCCCCGCCUGCCUGUGGUCAGUCGGCGGCGGGCUGGACCGCGGCGCUGCAUCCGCUGCAUAGUGCUGGGUGCGAAGUUGCUCAGGUUGCAGUUGUCGCGGUCGCCACUGCCUCCCGACUCAAUGAGCUGCACCAGAAUGAUCCAUGUGCUGGACCCACGUCCUUUGACAAGUUCCGUCAUGCCAGUGGACGUGGCCGUGAGGAUUUGCUUGGCUCAUUCACCACCUUUGAAGAGUUUCCUGGGUCCUUACAACGGUUUCCAACGAAGAAAUUUGGUGAAUAAAUUGAAACCUUUGAAACCAUGCCUCAGUGUCAAGCAGGAAGUCAAAUCACAGAAUGAAUGGAAGAAACCACAUGAGCAGGCCAAGAAGCGGGUCGUGUUUGCAGACUCCAAGGGUCUGUCACUCACCGCUAUCCAUGUCUUUUCCGACCUUCCAGAAGAACCUGCGUGGGAUCUGCAGUUUGAUCUCUUGGACCUUAACGAUAUCUCCUCCAGCUUAAAACUUCACGAGGAGAAAAACUUGGUUUUCGAUUUCCCCCAGCCUUCAGCCGACUACUUAAGUUUCCGGGACCGCUUUCAGAAGAACUUUGUCUGCCUCGAGAACUGCUCUUUGCAAGAUCGGACCGUGACCGGGACAGUCAAAGUGAAGAACAUAAGCUUUGAGAAGAAGGUUCAGGUCCGGAUCACCUUUGACAGCUGGAAGACCUACACAGAUGUGGACUGUGUGUACAUGAAGAACGUUUAUGGCAGCUCAGACAGCGACACCUUCUCCUUUGCCAUUGACCUGCCCCGGGUCAUUCCGACUGAGGAGAAAAUUGAGUUCUGCAUUUCUUACCACGCUAAUGGGAGGGUCUUCUGGGACAACAAUGAGGCUCAGAAUUACAGAAUUGUCCACGUCCAAUGGAAACCCGACGGGGUGCAGACUCAGGUGGCGCCCAAAGACUGUGCAUUCCAACAGGUGCCCCCUAAGACUGAGAUAGAACCCACAGUCUUUGGCAGUCCGAGGCUUGCUAGUGGCCUCUUCCCAGAGUGGCAGAGCUGGGGGAGAGUGGAGAACUUGACCUCCUAUCGAUGAGUUAGGCAAUCUAUAGACUGGCCUUGUCUGAUCAUAAUCCUCAUGCAAUUCUAGGUCUGUAUUGCUCAAUCUUAGGAAGUCGUAGUCACUUUCUAUCUGUAGAUUUAGGUAUGAGCUGUUGGGGCCUGGCUACAGAAGCUAUAGCCACUUGAGAAUUCGUGUUGGGGUCUAUGAGGGUGGCACCACCAACUUUGUCCUGAAGGAUCAAGGACAGCCUGGGAACUAGUUUUAUACAAAUGACACCUUUUUAGGGGGUUGCAUUACUUCCCCCUCAGUUCACUAGCUUUCACUUUGAACGAGGGAAGGUUUGAGGACAGUUGAUGGUGAUAGAACGCUGUGGUAAGGGUGUGAGGAAUGUGAAAGGUACACGCUGAGGGCUCUGAGAUGCAAGUCAGAGGAGGAGCAUUGGUAAAGUGGAUAGUAAACCAUUCGUGGGAAAACAUUUACCUUGUGUUCCAGAAUGAUUUCUGUGAGCUUCUCCAGAGGAAAUAGCUCAAAGAUGGGAAAGAAAUCCAUUCUAUGUAUUCUUGCAUAGAAAAAUAAAAGGAUGUUGGAUGGUACUGGGGGAAGAUGAAUUGGAGUUCUGAAGAAUCGAGAUCUUGAGGGCUAGAGACGUAGCUCAGUUGGUAGUGUACUUGCCUAGCAUGCGUGAAGACCUGGGUCCCAGGUCUAGCACCAUACAGCUGCGGGUGGCAGCACCUGCCUCUAAUCCCAGGAUGUUAUAGUGAAGGUGGAGGCAGGAGGAUUAGAAAUCCUUGACACACAGGAAGUUAGAAGCUAGCUUGGGCUAGACGAGUCCCUGUCUCAAGGAACCGAUGAUAUCAAAAGACCUCAAGUGAAUAAACGCAGUCUACAGAAGCCAUGUUUUUGGAGAGUGUUGAAGCUAAUCUGGCUUCGCAUUCCUCGGAUAAGCGACUUUGUGAUGAAGGCAUCAUUCUUGGGUUCUCGCUACAGAAUGCCCCCUCACAUUGGGCCUGUUGUCCCUAGUGACUAGCAAAGAGAGCUCUUUCAGUGCCUCCAUUAAACCAGGACACUGUAGCUGUUUAAACCGGUUACCUGUAUGGCCGUCUAAUAACUCAUGAAUUUUUGGGGCCUUAUUUGAAGGUCUAUUCGCUGGUGUUCUCCUGAAAUCCCCAGGAGUACCAUCAGUGUACACAACCCACAUCCUUCAUAUUGAAGGUGACUCAUCUUUCUGCCACACUUAUUCGAUGUGAUGUUUGAAGUGGGGACUGACACCAGCGUCUCAGUGCAAGAAUCCAGGACUUUGCACAUGAAAGUAUUGGUCUAUCUCAUGCCUAUUUUUGUCUUGCUGUUUUAAUUUCUAGUCAAAAUGCUUUUUAAAAAAAAUAGAUAAGAAUUAUUUUGAAUGUGAACUGUUUUUGUGUGUGCAUAAAUCCACUUUGUGGGAUCUUGAGAACAGGUGUCCUGGGAUGACUGCCACCAUUAUCAAUGUGCAUGUCCUUUGAGGUGUGCUGGGAAAGUUCAGUGAAUUGUAAUGUAUGUGAUCUGCUGUGCUGGAAAAAACACUAUUGGGAUCCCUCUCCUGUGUUUGAGCUUUGGUUAGCAUCCAUAAGUUCUCUGCUGUAAAUAUCUACAUUGUCCCUAUGAGCCUCUCACUUUAAGAAUAAAUGUGCUUG
Molecule: messenger RNA, 3131 nt
Organism: Apodemus sylvaticus (European woodmouse)
Lineage: Eukaryota; Metazoa; Chordata; Mammalia; Rodentia; Muridae
Gene: Ppp1r3c
Product: protein phosphatase 1 regulatory subunit 3C
Exons: 2
Coding region: 541-1494 (317 amino acids)
Biological process (GO): regulation of glycogen biosynthetic process
Cellular component (GO): protein phosphatase type 1 complex
Molecular function (GO): glycogen binding; protein phosphatase 1 binding
Source: RefSeq, a predicted model, not a curated record